Solanum pennellii is the source of this 2051-nucleotide messenger RNA. Its product is annotated as WD repeat-containing protein WDS homolog. The coding region runs from base 260 to 1810 and encodes 516 amino acids. The transcript is spliced from 4 exons. Gene Ontology annotation, molecular function: protein binding. The record is from RefSeq and is a predicted model, not a curated record. NCBI's taxonomy places the organism in Eukaryota, Viridiplantae, Streptophyta, Magnoliopsida, Solanales, Solanaceae.
ACUUUGAGAGGCCUUCAGCAAAGGCUUCUCUCUUGAUGCCACCGCUGCAAUGAAGUUAACACCACUUUUUCUAUACUAAGACAAGAAAACAAGAAUUCAGUGGCAUGAAUUUUCUUUGUUUAACUUUACUUCUUCACUUCACAAUUGGGGGUUUCAAUCUUUUACUCUUUGGGAGUUUUCAGUUGUUCAGAAGUGGAAAGGAGGCAUCUUUAGAAUGUAACUGGUGUUGGGGUUCUUGAAUUUGCAUAGAGAUACAGGUAUGGAGACUCCAUUGGUUAAUCUUGGGUCGAAAAAGCUAAUAAAGAAGCAUGAAUUUGUUAGGGUCAUCAUUCAAUGUCUUUAUUCUUUAGGCUACAGAAAGUCUGCUGUGUGUUUGGAAUCAGAAUCUGGGAUUAGCUAUAAAUCUAAUGAAUUUGAGACCCUUGAGUCUUAUAUUCGUGAUGCUAAUUGGGAUGCAUGUAUUGAAACCCUUAAUAGACUUAAUGGCUUGUCAAAUGAAACGAGAGCUUCAGCUUUGUUUCUUGUUCUUAAACAGUGGUUUUUAGAGUAUUUGAAUCUUGGGGAAGAUUCUUUAGCUUUGGAGAUCUUACAGAAAAAAAUGUCUGGUUUGGAAGUGGGGAGGGAUAAGGUUCAUAGGCUUGCUUUUGGAUUGCUCUCUUUGAAAGAGUUGGGGUUGGACAAGGAAGAUCCUAAUGGUAUCUAUGAAUUCCGAAAAGAAUUGCUGACUGAACUCGAAAAAGUACUGCCACCACCUAUUACAGUGCCAGAACGGAGGUUAGAUUACUUGGUUGAAAUGGCAGUAUGGUCACAACUAGAGAAAUGUGUAUUUCAUAAUUCAGUUGAUGCAAUUACGCUCUACGAAGAUCACCAUUGUGACUCCAGUCAGUUUCCUUCAAAGACCAUUCAGAUCCUGUCUAACCACGUAAAUGAAGUCUGGUAUGUCCAGUUCUCAAACAAUGGAAGCUACCUGGCCUCAUCAUCAAGUGACAACACAGCCAUCAUUUGGAAGGUGCUGGAUGAUGGGAAAUUGACCCAGAGACAUGUGCUGUGUAGCCAUCAAAAGCCGGUUUCUUUUGUAGCUUGGAGUCCUGAUGAUACAAUGUUGCUAACCUGUGGGAACACAGAAGUGCUUAAGCUUUGGGACGUGGAAACAGGUACAUGCAAGCACACAUAUGGCGAUGCUGAUUUCAUCAUCAGCUCAUGUGCUUGGUUUCCUGAUUCUAAGCGAUUCGUCUGUGGCAGUGCGGACGCUGAAAAAGGCAUAUACAUGUGGGACUCUGAGGGUAAUGAGAUCAAGUCAUGGAAAGGGACGCGGAUGCCAAAGGUUCUAGAUCUUGCUAUUACACCUGAUGGAGAAAAACUUAUCAGUAUAUUUUCUGACAAAGAUAUCCGAAUAUUGAAUGUGGGGACAGGUGGUGAACAUGUGAUUUCAGAGGAGUAUCCAAUCACAUCCCUUUCACUAUCAGGGGAUGGUAAAUUCUUCAUAGUAAACCUUAAUAGUCAAGAGAUUCAUAUGUGGGAUAUUGCAGGCGAGUGGCUUAGCCCCAUGAAGUUUGAAGGUCACAGACAACAUAAGUAUGUGAUACGCUCCUGUUUUGGAGGAUUGGACAGCACUUUUAUUGCCAGUGGUAGUGAAGAUUCAAAGGUGUACAUAUGGAAUCGCCGAGGUUCAAAGCCUAUUGAGAUCUUGUGUGGCCAUUCAAUGACUGUGAACUCUGUGAGCUGGAAUCCUAAAAGGCCUCAAAUGCUAGCUUCAGCAAGUGAUGAUCAAACUAUCCGCAUAUGGGGGCCUGAUGUUCGAAGUAAAUAGUAACGAGCUAGUAUAUGGAAAAUGGAUUUUUCUCAAUUGCUAGUUCCAUUUGCCAUGUAAAUCUGUUUCUUUUCUACAAAUUUUGGCAUGUCUAUUACCCCCAUGUAAAUUGGCAUAGCUAGAAAAAUAAUUUUGGCUCCUCGUGUAUGUACAACGCCAACGUAGUGGAGUGUAAGUAAAAACUCUUUCCCUAAAGUUUGAUUGAAAUUAGUAAAAGAAAGUAAAACUUUCUUAUAUCAAA